Penicillium manginii is the source of this 2859-nucleotide messenger RNA. RefSeq names its product VAC14 family protein. The coding region runs from base 1 to 2859 and encodes 952 amino acids. Lineage: Eukaryota; Fungi; Ascomycota; Eurotiomycetes; Eurotiales; Aspergillaceae. Gene Ontology annotation, biological process: positive regulation of kinase activity; phosphatidylinositol biosynthetic process. The record is from RefSeq and is a predicted model, not a curated record. The transcript is spliced from 9 exons. Gene Ontology annotation, cellular component: PAS complex; fungal-type vacuole membrane; endosome membrane.
AUGGAUCAAUCAAUCCAGCGCCUGCUUAAUGAUAAGCUAUACGAUAAACGAAAACAAGGAGCCCUUGAGUACGUUAUUGGGAGCUUUGACGGGACCUCAAAAUGCUCGCUCCUGGCAGCCACACCGCUAACACGCAGUUUCUUUGACAGGCUAGAGAAAAUCGUCCGCGAUGCUGUCUUCCGAGGAGAGCACGAGAAAAUUGCCAGAAUCGUUGAACAACUCUGUCACGACUACGCUUAUGCCGUACACCAACCCCAUGCCCGAAAUGGCGGUCUGAUCGGGUUGGCUGCUGCCUCCAUCGCCUUGGGAUCAGAAGGAGUGGCACCCUAUUUGAGAGAAAUCGUACCUCCCGUCCUCGCUUGCUUCUCCGACCAAGAUGCGCGGGUUAGGUAUUAUGCUUGCGAGAGCAUGUACAACAUUGCCAAGGUGGCCAAGGGAGAGAUACUUCUCUUCUUCAACGAUAUAUUCGAUGCUCUAGCGAAGCUUGCCUCAGAUUCGGAGCUCUCGGUCAAGAAUGGCGCGGAACUACUCGACCGCCUAGUGAAGGACAUCGUGGCCGAAUCUGCAGCUUCAUAUGUUUCGGUGCUGCAGAUAUCUGAGAAGGAAGACCCGACCGAUCUCGAUGAAGCCGAACUCCCUACGGCAUUCUCUCUUGCCAAGUUCAUUCCUCUGCUCAAAGAGCGAAUCCACGUGAUCGGGCCAUACACUCGCAAUUUCUUGGUUUCUUGGCUCACUCUGUUGGAUACGAUCCCCGAUCUGGAGUUGGUUACAUAUCUUCCUGAAUUUCUGGAAGGGUUGGUUAAGUUCCUUGGAGGCCCGAACAAAGACGUCAAUGUCGCUACGCAAGGGCUCCUUGACCGAUUCCUAUUGGAGAUCAAGAGAAUCACAAGGUUGAAGAAAGGUAUUGAGGAGAGUCGCAAAGAUCAGGAAAGCCGCAGACGGUCCGCAACGAGUGACUCGAUGAGCUUUAGCACCAAGACUGAGACCGAUGCCGCCGAUAAGAACGAUAUCGCGGUCGAUGACUCCGAGUCCGGAUCUCUCUUUGAUGACGAAUUAAUACAGGCCGACGGGGACUGGAUUCCGGGGCAGGACGUACAGAUUGACCACCCUAAAAUUUUGGACAUCCUCGUCAGCUUUGUCGACACAUCAUACGACGAAGAAAUGCAACUCACUGCACUCAGGUGGAUCGACGCCUUUUUCGAGAUUAGCCCUGAAGACAUUCUACCCUUUGUGCCACGACUUUUAACCCAGGUCCUCCCGGCUAUGUCAAGCGGCUCAGAUCAAGUGCGGCAGGCUGCCAAUCGUGUCAACAAAUCCCUUCUCGAAUACAUCUAUUCACUCUCCGAUGAUGCAGCGGAUGAAGUACAGCCUCCAUAUAAAGUACCUUCAACCGCGCCUAGCAAGGAAAGCGUGGAACGAAAGCCUUCGGAAAUCGCGAGCAUCGAUGCCAGAAGAUCGACAACAGAGACUUCUAGAGCUGCCACCCCUCGUAGCAGUAUCGUCUCUACUCCCGUGCCACCUGUUGAUCUCGACUAUGCUGCAGCUGUCAGCUCACUUACAUUACAAUUCCUGAACGAGAAUGAAGCCACCCGAGUAGCUGCGCUCUCAUGGCUCAUUAUGUUACAUCGCAAGGCCCCGCGAAAGGUGGUUGCGUUUAAUGAUGGAACAUUCCCAGCUCUUUUGAAGACUCUUUCCGAUCCUGCAGAAGCGGUUGUAACCAAAGAUUUGCAGCUUCUAUCGCAGAUCUCGAGAAAUAGCGAGGACAGCUACUUUGCCUCUUUCAUGGUCAACCUAUUGCAGCUCUUCUCCACUGACCGACACCUGUUAGAGGUCCGUGGGAACCUGAUCAUCCGACAACUGUGUCUUAAUCUAAGCCCCGAACGAAUUUAUCGGACACUCGCUGAUUGUCUUGAAAAAGAAGAGGAUAUUGAGUUUGCCAGUAUCAUGGUGCAAAAUCUGAACAACAAUCUCAUCACAGCCCCAGAACUAUCAGACAUGCGAAAAAGAUUACGAAAUCUUGACUCGAAAGAGGGACAGAUGUUCUUUGUGGCUCUUUUCAGAUCCUGGUGCCAUAAUGCGGUCUCAACAUUUUCACUCUGCCUUCUCGCGCAAGCCUACGAGCAGGCCUAUAAUCUUCUCCAGAUCUUUGCUGAGUUAGAAAUGACUGUCAAUAUGUUAAUUCAGAUCGACAAACUGGUGCAACUCCUCGAGUCACCAGUCUUCACAUAUCUCCGUCUCCAGCUUCUUGAGCCAGAAAAAUACCCCUACCUAUACAAAUGUCUUUACGGCGUCCUCAUGCUCCUCCCCCAAAGCUCAGCAUUCGCCGCAUUGAAGAACCGCCUAAAUAGCGUCAGCAAUAUAGGAUUUCUUCACGCUGCACCCCGCAGCACCGCGCAAGCAGGACCAUCAUCAUCGUACGACCGCCCGGCUGGCAGCCGUCUGAAAACCCGCGACGAGAACGGUGUCCGCUGGGUCGACCUUCUCGAUAAAUUCAAAUUUGUCCAAGAACGAACACGCCGAGCCCAAGCUUCGCAACACCAGUCCCUCGAUGCAACCGAUUCUCUGCAUAACCCUUCCCUUACAGCUGCUCUCUCGGCCGCGACGGUAGAUCGGAGCAGAGAUCGGAGCGGUCUUCCAGACAUACCUCGAGGCAUGGUCGGAGGAUCUGGAGCCAUGGGUCCCAGCGUGGGAGUCGCAGGGCUAGGUGUGGUGGGGGGAGGUGGUGGUGGUGGAGGAGGCCGUGCGCUUGAACCGAAAGUCAGCAAUUCGUCGUCUUUGCUCGGAUCAGGACAUAAGCAUAAGUCGAGUCUUCCGAAUUUGGGCCGUUUAGGGAUCGGAAGUCGUAAAUCAAAGAAGUGA